This is a messenger RNA of Dendroctonus ponderosae (mountain pine beetle), 3906 nucleotides long. RefSeq names its product semaphorin-1A (gene Sema-1a). The transcript has 9 exons. Gene Ontology annotation, biological process: axon guidance; negative regulation of axon extension involved in axon guidance; negative chemotaxis. Lineage: Eukaryota; Metazoa; Arthropoda; Insecta; Coleoptera; Curculionidae. Bases 393 to 2537 code for a protein of 714 amino acids. Gene Ontology annotation, molecular function: chemorepellent activity; semaphorin receptor binding. The record is from RefSeq and is a predicted model, not a curated record.
GGAACUGAACAGAAACAGACAAUAUUGAACUAGAGUAGAAAUAGUCGGACUGAAGCGUAAAGCGGCAAACGCACAGUUCUUUGGCGUGUAAACGUGUUUGUUGUACGCAGAAAGUUCGGUGUUUUGUUUCUCCUCAAAUUAUGACUGAAAACCGGAACUAAGUGUUCAAAUUUAUGUUGGAUAUUGACUGAAUAAACUCUCGUUUAUUGUAUGUGAAGUUUUCGUGACUUUCUAACAGUUCGUUGUCAACAUUUUGAACUUUUCUAUGCCUUAAGUGACUGGGGCAUAAUCUGUCUAAUGCCUCAAACGAUGAUUUCAAGCACCAAUUUACAGGCUGAAAAUGGCAGGGAAAUGACGUAGCGGGAAGUGAGGAAAGAAGAAAAACCACGACCAUGUCUUCGAGUGCCUUUUCGUGCCUAAAAAUCAACGAAUGCCUGCCUCUAUUUUUAAUAAUAUAUCUUACUCACAUAUGUCAGGCAUGGCUUCCCGACACAAAUACAAAAUUCAAUAGUGUGAACAAAAUUUCUAGUAUAAGCUUUAAAGGGAAUACAAGCAAUUAUGUGGAUCAUUUUACUGUCUUGUAUCAAGACAAAGAAACAAUUUUACUAGGCGGCCGAAAUCGCAUAUAUAAUUUGUCAAUAUACGACUUCAGCGAAAGAAAAGCCGCCGAAAUUUUCUGGCCUUCUUCGGAAGCCCAUGGACAAUUGUGCAACUUGAAAGGAAAAAAUGAAGAUGAAUGCCAAAAUUACAUCAGGCUUUUGUUUAAAAUCAGCCCGGGCAAACUACUGAUAUGCGGGACCAACUCAUUCAAGCCCCUUUGUCGAAACUACUUCUAUAAGAAUGGGAAGUACUUGAUGGAAAAAGAGUCGGAAGGCAUUGGAGUGUGUCCGUACGACCCAGAGCACAACAGUACGGCCAUCUACAGCAACGGGCAUUUGUUUUCAGCGACAGUUGCUGACUUUUCUGGAGGCGAUCCACUUAUUUAUAGGGAACCCCUUCGAACCGAAUUAUCUGAUCUCAAGCAUCUGAACGGACCAAAUUUCGUCAGUUCAGUCACACAUGGGGAAUAUAUAUACUUUUUCUUCCGCGAGACUGCGGUCGAGUUCAUGAACUGUGGAAAGAUAAUAUAUUCUCGCGUAGCGCGAGUUUGCAAACACGACAAGGGCGGCCCUCAUCAAUCAAGGAAUAAGUGGACAACGUUUAGCAAAGCAAGACUGAAUUGUUCCGUACCUGGAGAAUACCCAUUUUAUUUUGAUGAAAUACAGUCAACAAGCUCGAUAAUAGAGGGCAAAUACGGCGAAACAAGUACCAAAAUAAUAUAUGGCGCUUUAACAACACCUGAUAAUGCAAUUGGUGGAUCAGCCAUAUGUGUAUUCCAGAUGGAAGAUAUAGAAGAAGCGUUUCGAGGGCCUUUCAAACAUCAAGAAAGUAUAAACGCUAAUUGGCUUCCCGUACCGGAUAAUAAAGUACCAGAACCUCGGCCAGGCGAAUGCGUUAGAGACAGCAGGAUUCUACCGGACGCCAAUGUAAACUUUAUUAAAACGCACCCGCUUAUGGAGAAAGCGGUACCUUCGUACCAUGGCAGACCCAUUUUGAUUAGAGUCAGUUUGAACUACAGGUUUACGGCUAUCGCUGUAGAUCCACAAGUUAGAACGGUCAAUGACGAGACGUUCGACAUCAUUUACAUAGGAACAGAUGACGGAAAGGUGCUGAAGGUGGUGAACAUCGCAACCGAUCAGUUCUCGAAGGCUUUCGUGAUAUCUGAUAAUGAAGUAUUUCCUAAGGGCACAGCAGUGAGACAACUUACUUUAGCACCCGGAUAUGGAAAAGUGAUUGCUGUUAGCAAAGGCGAAACGAAGCUAGUCACUUUGAACCAUUGCAAGUUUAUCGCUUCCUGCAGUGAAUGCAUUGAACUUCGAGACCCUCAUUGCGCGUGGGACCAAGUGAAGAACUUGUGCGUGAGCGUUGACCAAGCGACAUCCUUCAGAUAUCUGGUGCAGGACAUCAUCAAGAGCAAUGGGUCCAAGUGUAAAGUUUCCCUGAAUGAAAAGGCACCACGCAAAGACGUGGAUGACACGAUAACUAGUAACUCUAUUGAUGAAGAGCCGAGCUCAAGUGCUAAAGAACUGUCUCUUCAAAUCGACAGUCGACCCGAACCGGAUUGUGAAAACGACAUUAACUCUGAGUUUCGAACAGGAUGUUCACAAAUCAAAAAAAGUGAAUUCACGUCAGGCACGUUGUGGUGGGGCAUUGUGGUGGCUGCUAUGGUUGGACUCUUCGUGGGUUUUGUGGGGGGAUACUGCGUGUCAAAAAAAAUUUACAUGCAGUAUCCUAGCACACCCUUUAUUGAGCAACAUAAUCAAUUAGAUAGACUUAAUGGAAAUCACAGUAUGCUAGCCAGGCCUAAGACGGUAAACUUAGACCUGAACGUAACUUCAGAUACUCUUCCGCCAAAGAAAGAUAAUCUAGGAUCUCUGAAAAACUUAAAUAUCGCCAAUGAAGGGACACUGCAGAAGAUCAAGAAAACGUACAUAUGAGAAUCGAUAUUUUUUAAUUGUGUGCUCGUUUAGAUUUUUGUUACAUAUAUUUUUGUACCUGCUACUUUACGUUAAAUUAUAGACUGCCUUUGAUGCUAUUUUCUAUUUUAGAGAAUACGUAAUAAGAAUCUCAAGUAGUUUGAUAGGGAGCAACUGCAACGCGCAGUAAUAUUUUAAUGCCCAAUUUUUAUGCAAAUUUGAUUUGAAAAUCACUGUUGAAUCAGAAGUUGUAUUAUCCCGAACAAAAAACUUUUAUUAUAUACUCACACUCUUCGUUAUAUUUGGGAAGCUCAAUGUGUUAUACAUGUAAUUAUUUGUCUACUAAAUACUUUAUUUUAAUUUAGAUAUACCAGGUAACAAUGCAGUAAGUUAAAAACACUGUUUUAUUCAACAACAACGUUUAGCUGUAUUCAACCUUGUGUGAGGCACAGCUUACGUAAUGCUGCAGCAUAUUUGAAUGAAGCUAUGUUAAUAAAGAGAUAGCAAUGUGGUAGAGAUGAUGCUGAAAUACUGAAAGUAAAAAUAAAAACGUAUUGUCACUUUUCUAUUUCAGCACCAUUUCUCCCAGUUUAAAAAUGCAGAAAUUGAAACGUCCUUAAGCAAUGACUACAUGGACAGAUCCAAACUUACACUAUUUUUAUAGUUUAAAGAUACGUAUGUACAACAGAAAAGUCUUUCUGCAUGUGCAGACUGACUUCGGUUAAUAUUAAGCUCAAUACGUUUCUCCGCCUGGUUUAAUAUUGGGGAAAUUAAGAUACUUUUAAGCUGAAAUGUAAAUAAGCAGUUGCACCAAGUGUAGGUUUUCGUUCACGUUGUUUAACAAUAUCAGCGUAAUACGGACACUUGACGAAAGUCUGUAACGGGGAUAUGUAUUGAACUUAAUAAUUGUUUUGAUAUAAAUUGUUUCGCGAAAGUAUUAGUUGAAUAUAAAAAUGAGAUAUUACAAUGUGUACAAUGUUUAAGUUAUCACGAUUAAUUGAAUUGGGCAGAUUCGCUUUUAUCGUUCAUUUUUAUUAUUAGGCGGCCAAGUAUUGUGUAAGUGAAAAAAUGAGCCCGUUUAAUUAAGAUUUAUUUUUGUAUUUUAAAAUUAGACCUUCUUUGUAAAUAGUUGGAUAAGUUAAUUUUACUUUAGUUUCAGGUACAGGUUUGGCUGUGAUCUACAAAAAUCUACAUUGCCUUUAUUGAAUUAAAUAUUAAGCUGUAAGCGAAAAAGUAAUUGAAUAAUUUUAACAGUCUUUUUUUUAAAUAAUGAGCACAAUAAACUUAUUUAAUUAUUUUUUCAUUUAAGGUCGUUUUAAGGUUAACGCCGUAGUUGAGUUACAUUCCAAUAGCUAUUUUAUUGUGUAAGUAAAUAAAGUUUUAAAAAUGA